GUGUGUGUGUGUCGACGUUCAUCCACACACACCGCCCCACCUGAUAUUCCCCGGAUCACAAGCGUCUGGAAAGCAUCGCCCGUCGUUGGAACAGAAGGAGCCAAACAGAAAAUAAUUUACGCAUAACGCGGGGAAAAGGUUUGGCAAAACAAAAUGACAGCACUGAAAUAAAGGACUCGACACGUAAAAAACGGGGAAAGGGAGUUUGGAUAUCUGACUCGAAUAAUGCGUGUUCGUCACGGACGCUGCUGUAGGGGACCCGGAGCUGCGACGGAUGGGGUGACACACGCUGCGUGGCGGUCCCGACGCCGGGCCCCCGGGUUGUGUGCGUCCUGGGCCGGUCUCCGGUGCUAACGAGGGCGAUUCCGACAGGAUGCAGGGGGUGACGGUGACCGGAGAGGCGCCCACUCUGAGUGGAGGCGGAAGGGAGGAGCAGCGGCCACUGAAACAGUCCCUGAGUGGGUCCCUGUGCAGAGAGUCUCACUGGAAGUGUCUGGUCCUGACGGCGCUGAUGCUGGGCUGCGUGUGCGUGCUGGGCUGGUGCUGGCUGUGCCGCGUGGCGGUCAUGGCGACGGACGACCCCGGGCCCUCGCUGCAGUACGGGGCCCGCGCGCGGCUGUCCCUCGCCAGCCCCUGCUCCAACGGCUACGUGUACAUCCCGCUGGCCUUCCUGACCAUGCUGUACCUGCUGUACCUGGUGGAGUGCUGGCACUGCGACUCCCAGACGGCCGCGCUCCCGCGCGCGGAGACGGCCGCCGUGUCUGAGCGCGUGCAGAGGCUGCAGCGCGCCACGCCCUGCGUCUGGUGGAAGGCCAUCAGCUACCACUACGUCCGCCGCACACGCCAGGUCACCCGCUACCGCAACGGAGACGCCUACACCACCACACAGGUGUAUCACGAGCGGGUGAACACGCACACGUCGGGCUGUGAGUUUGACUUUGGGGUGCACGGGGUGCGGGACGUGUCUAAAGAGCUGCUGGGGCUGCUGGAGCACCCGGCCACCCGUCUGCGCUUCACCAAGUGCUUCAGCUUCGCGUCGGCGCGGGCGGAGACGGCCUACCUCACGCAGCGCGCCCGCUUCUUCACGCAGAACGAGGGCCUGGACGACUACAUGGAGGCGCGCGAGGGCAUGCACCUGAAGAACGUGGAGUUCCGGGAGCGCAUGCUGGCGUUCCCCGACCCGGCCCGCCCGCCCUGGUUCGCGCGGCGGCCCGUGUUCUGGCUGGCGUCGGCGCUGAUGAUGUCGUGGCCGCUGCGGGUGACGGCGGAGUACCGCACCGCGUACGUGCACUACCACGUGGAGAAGCUGUUCGGCGGGAACGAGGAGGAGGAGGAGGCGCGGGGCGGCGGGAGCGGAGAGAACGACAGCGCCGGGGCCCGGCCCAUCUCGCGCGUCAACACGGUGGACCUGACCGAGCUGGAGUGGCACAUUCGCUGCAACCAGCAGGUGGCGCCGAGCUACUCCCAGGCCCUGCUGAUGGGCCUGGAGCCGGCCCCGCCCGGCACGGCCGGGAACGCCGGGAACGCCGGGAACGCCGCCCCCACCGUCGCCAUGACAGCCGCCUACAGCGGCGGCGGCUACUUCCUGCAGAGCUGCCCCCGCUGCCGCCGGUCCUCCAGCAGCUCCUCGCUACCCCCCCGGGGCCGGGGGAACGUGGCGCUGGGGGCGGGGGGGCUGCCGGGGGCCGGGGGGGGGGCCCCGGGCCGCAUGGCGCUCAGCCGCAGCGGCUGCUCUCUGGGACGCCUGCGCACCGCACGCCGCCCCCGCCUCUUCCACUCCUGGAGCGUGGGCGGGGCCAUCGGGGGGCGGGGCGGGGACGCGGGCGGGGCCGGGGGCGGGGGCGGGGUCCUGGGGCUGGGGUUCUGGCAGCAGGGGGGCGAGGACACCCGGGGCGUUCUGCAGGCAGAGCGGGACGAGGAGGAGGAGGAGGAGGAGGAGGGGGAAGAGCGGGUGGAGAGAGGGAUGCAGGAGGAGGAGGGAGGAGAGGGGGAUGAGGGAAGGAGGUGGGACAGGCCCCCAGCGUACGGCGAAGCUCUGCACUUCCCCGUCCUCAUCGUCCACGGCGACGAGAGCUGCCAUGGAGACGUGGGGGAGGGGGGGGGGGAGGGGGAGGGGGAGCGGGGCGGGACAGGGGGAUGA
Messenger RNA from Conger conger (European conger), 2140 nucleotides. Its product is annotated as transmembrane protein 151A-like. Bases 374 to 2140 code for a protein of 588 amino acids. The transcript has 3 exons. Lineage: Eukaryota; Metazoa; Chordata; Actinopteri; Anguilliformes; Congridae. The record is from RefSeq and is a predicted model, not a curated record.